Messenger RNA from Leptomonas pyrrhocoris, 954 nucleotides. RefSeq lists its product as hypothetical. The record is from RefSeq and is a predicted model, not a curated record. The transcript has a single exon. Gene Ontology annotation, biological process: recombinational repair. NCBI's taxonomy places the organism in Eukaryota, Euglenozoa, Kinetoplastea, Trypanosomatida, Trypanosomatidae. The coding region runs from base 196 to 954 and encodes 252 amino acids.
AGGCACGCAGUUCUGUCCAAGGCAUUGCGAGGUGACAGACGGUGGGAAAGCUCGUGACGACUCCCCAAUUCGCACAAGCUGUGCUCGUCUCAAUCCCGUGCGCGGAGGUGGCGGAUUGCUAAAUCAAGAAGAAAACCCUCCAUAAAUCACAGAACCCCCCAAAAAAGAAAAAAAAAAGAAAAGCGUAAAGAAAGGAUGGAUCCUCAGAAAGUUCUCGAGUCGCUCGCCAGGGAGAAGGGCGUUUCUUUGACCAGCUUAGGGGAGGUGAGCUCCCACUUUUCGCACUCCGGCAAAAUAGCCUGCUGCGGCGGUCUCAUGACGCGGCUCGUCACGGAGAGCGCGGCGGACUCGACGGUGCUCCUACGGGACGGCAGCGGCGCCUGCUACUGUGCUCUUCACGGCGACAUCACCAGCCGCUACCCGGACGUGCUCACCACCGGGGCGAUGCUCCUCUUCACGGACAUUACGGUGCUCGUCUUGUCCUCCAAAGUGCCCCCGCUGCUGGUUGCCUGCUUGCAAAACUUGUCGGGACUGCUGCUCCCAGAUGAGGCAUCUUCCGCCGCUGCCGCCGCAGUAAUGGACACCGGCAACUCUAUGGCGCUUCCUGCAGAAGCUGCUUUGGACACUGCCGCUUCCGACACGUAUUUAUUCGAGUCUGCCAACGCGAAAGAUACGAGGACUGCUGGGGAGAUGAGAAGAGUACCGUCGAGAAGCCGCUUCGCACACCGAGAGAACGCCAAUAAGCAGUAUUCUUUAGCGGUCGAAGGGGCUGGCGAGAACGGUACGCCGAGUGCGGCACCUCUCUCUCCCUCGUCUGAUUUUCCCACCGGCAAUGACAGCAAUCUGCCACGGACGUCGAAGAAGGCGCGCGUGGAAGACGCAAUGGCUGUUCCGAGCGCAGACCGGGAUGACGAUGACGAUGCGGAGUGUUUGGAGUUGGUGGACGAGCUGUAG